Molecule: messenger RNA, 2747 nt
Organism: Malus domestica (apple)
Lineage: Eukaryota; Viridiplantae; Streptophyta; Magnoliopsida; Rosales; Rosaceae
Product: putative pentatricopeptide repeat-containing protein At1g69350, mitochondrial
Molecular function (GO): protein binding
Source: RefSeq, a predicted model, not a curated record
CCCAAAAGUUCAGUGACAGAGAGAGAGAGACACAGACACAGACACACGCAGAAUCUCACUUUUCGUCCUUGACUCAUCCAUCUCCCAUGUCAUUGCUUGGCCAUGACCCUGUACAUGCCAUUGUUCAGGUCCUGCACCGUCCCACGAACACUCGCCCAACUCCACGCCCACCUCGUCGUCUCGGGUCUCCACAGAGACCCACAGGCCUCCACCAAGCUCAUAGAAUCCUACGCCCAAAUGGGUUCCCUCCAAUCUUCCACCCACGUCUUCAAAACCUUUCCUAACCCAGAUUCUUUCAUGUGCGGCGUGCUCAUGAAGUGCUUCGUGUGGAAUCACUGCUUCCAAGAAGCGAUUUUUCUCUAUCACGAAAUGUUGCACCGCGAAAACUGCAUGAACAGGUUUAUAUUUCCUUCUGUUUUGAGAGCUUGUUCGGGGUUUGGUGAUCUGGGUGUUGGCGGGAAGGUCCAUGGGAGGAUAAUCAAAUCUGGGUUUGACUCCGAUGCGGUGGUCGAGACCUCGUUGCUUGGUUUGUAUGGAGAACUGGGUAGCUUAGGUGAUGCCCGGAAGGUGUUUGACGCAAUGCCGGUGAGGGAUGUGGUGUCGUGGAGUUCGAUUAUUUCGUGCUCCGUGGAGAAUGGGGAAGCAAGUGAAGGGUUGGAUAUGUUCCGUUGGAUGGUUUUUGAAGGUGUUGAACUGGAUUCGGUUACAAUGCUUUGUGUGGCUGAGGCUUGUGGGGAGUUGGCAUUGUUGAGAGAAGCAAGGUCAGUACAUGGCCAUGUUGUUAGAAGGGGAAUUAAGACUGAUGGGUCUUUGGAUAAUUCUCUCAUUUCAAUGUACAGUAAAUGUGGUGACUUGCAAAGUGCAAAAACGAUCUUUCGUAGUGUUACUCAUUGGGACACUGCAUCUUGGACCGCAAUGAUAUCCUGCUACAAUCAAACUGGUUCUUUUUUGGAAGCGCUGGACGCUUUUGUUGAGAUGCAAGAGUCUAAGGUGGAACCGAAUUCGGUAACCUUGAUGUGUGUUCUGCGGUCCUGUAUUAGGUUAGGCUUGCACAGAGAAGGGAGUUCUGUUCAUUGCUUUGCUAUUAGGAAUGGUGUAGACCCUGACCUUGAUUUUUUAGGAUCUGCGUUGUUCGAAUUGUACUCUAAAAUUGGGGGACUAAGCUAUUGCCAGAAAGUUAUUAAUACAAUUGGAGGGAGAAAUGUUGUUUCAUGGAACACAAUCAUUUCAGGCCAUUGUCAGAAAGGUUUGUUGAGAGAAGCAUUGGUACUCUUUGUGCAGAUGCAGACCCAUGGACUAAUGCCAGAUUCAUUCAGCAUGUCAAGUGCUCUCUCGGCGUGUGGAAAGGUCGGGUCUUUAGAGCUUGGACAUCAGAUACAUGGUCAUAUAAUCAAAAGAGGCUAUUUGGAUGAAUUUGUGUUGAAUUCACUGAUUGACAUGUACUCAAAAUGUGGGUUUGUAGAUUCAGCAUACAUGAUAUUCGACAAGAUUAAACACCUUGGUCUCGUAACAUGGAAUGCUAUGAUUUCCGGAUUUUCUCAAAAUGGUAACCCUGUCAUGGCGAUCAGUCUUUUUGAUGAAAUGUACUUGAACUGUCAUGAGAUCAAUGAAGUCACUAUAUUAAGUAUUAUCCAAGCUUGUUCUGAAUUAGGUUAUCUGGAAAAGGGGAAAUGGGUUCACCACAAGCUCAUAACCUUGGGCAUCAGGAAAGAUUUGUUUACUGAUACAGCUCUAACUGACAUGUAUGCCAAGUGUGGUGACCUGCGGUCAGCUCAGGGAGUCUUCGAUAUGAUGGAAGAAAGAAGCGUUGUGUCAUGGAGUGUCAUGAUUGCUGGGUAUGGUAUGCAUGGCCGGAUUAAUGCUGCCACAUCACUCUUUGAUCAUAUGGUGGAAACAGGAGUGCAACCAAAUGAGAUCAUUUUCAUGAAUAUUCUUUCAGCUUGCAGUCACGCAGGAGCUGUCGAAAAGGGAAGGUUCUAUUUCAGAUCAAUGAGGGAUUUCGGCGUUGAGCCCACUGCUGAACAUUUUGCUUGUAUAGUUGACCUUCUAAGUCGAGCUGGUGAUCUCAACGGAGCAUAUGAGAUUAUCAAAUCAAUGCCAACCCCUGUAGAUGCCAGCAUAUGGGGCGCUUUGCUUAAUGGAUGUCGAAUCCACCAGAGGAUGGACAUGAUCGAAAGCAUUAAAAGAGACGUUUUAGAUAUCAGCACAGAUGACACUGGAUACUAUACCUUAUUUUCUAACAUAUACGCUGAAGGGGGGAACUGGGAUGAAUUUGGAAAUGUGAGACUAAUGAUGAAAGGUAUCGGUCUAAGGAAGGUCCCCGGAUACAGUAUAAUUGAGCUUGAUAAGCAAGUUCACAGAUUUGGAGCUGGAGAUACCCCUCUUCCCCAAAUGAAGGAGGUUUACAGUUUCUUGGAAAAAUUUCAGUCUCUCGCUCGUGAAUAAGGGAUAACGUAGAAUUUGAUAUGUUGAAUCCUGACACUGUUAGAAUUAUAUACAAGUAGGAGUGUGAAGCCGGCAGAUCAUUCAGAAUUGGCACUUGAAUUUCUAAGGAACGCCUGCCUUGUGCGUGCUACUCGUUCUUGAAGUGUGUCUAAAGACUAAAAUCACAGGCAGGUAAGAGAUUUGAGUUUGUUCAUUGUAUUUUUGGAGCUCAACACCCAAAGGGUUGUAAUUUUACUAAUUUAUUCUGUCAAAUGACAAUAAUAGUAACACAAACAUUCGAUUAAUUUUGAAUUUUCCCAUUA